Anolis sagrei ordinatus is the source of this 2918-nucleotide messenger RNA. Lineage: Eukaryota; Metazoa; Chordata; Lepidosauria; Squamata; Anolidae. The record is from RefSeq and is a predicted model, not a curated record.
AAAUACUUCAAUAAGAUAAAAUAUGACAAUUAAAAUUAAUAUUUAAUCAGAAAAGAAGAAACGUGAAAAUCCAAUUGAAGAGGUGGAUGGUAUUCCAGCAAAGAAGGCAAAAUACAGUCAAGGGACACAAUAUAAGGGUGAAUACAGACUUCCGGAUAUGGAGGACUAUGCUACAGAGAAUCAGGGUCUACUGAUAGAGAAACUAAAAGAGGAUAUUGGACCCAGUGCAUUUAAAACACUGGAAGAAGAACUAGCCAUGAGAAAACUGAAAAAUGUGUUUUCAUUUAAUGCUGCACAGUUUUACAAAGUUGUCACAAACCAAGAGCUAAAAGUUUUUUUGAGCAAAGAUUGUAAAAAAACAUCACAUGGAAUACCCUCCAAAAUUCUUGAUUUGAUGUUACACCCAUCUCAAAAAAAUAAAAAAACAAAGCAGAUGAGUCAGCCAAGACAGAAGAAGCCAAUACCUAGUCCUAAUUCUACAAGUGAACAGAAACUAAGCAAUGAAAGGCAAGAAUUGCCAACUGAUAAAGUAAAAGGGAAUUCACAAAUAUCCAAAGAAGACAUCAAGAAUGAUAAUGUUUAUGCUGUUGAGCAGGAACCAGAGGUAAAAAAGAAGGUAUCACUACUUAAAAAUGAGAAAAAUAACCAAUUUUCCAUGGAGGACCUUACUCGGGAUUUUGAUGGUGACUAUAAUGAGAAAUGGGAAGGAGAGGAAACGAAAGAAUUGCCAGAAAAUAAGCAGAAAGGGGACCUCCAAAUCUCCAAGGAGAACAACUUCAUUGAGGAACCUGAUGUUGACUAUGAUGGAGAAGGAGAUGAAAAGAAAGAGGAACAAAGGAAUUUCAUAAUGGAGAUGGAACCUGUACAUGAAAGUAAAGAAGAUACAAUUAGAUGCGAUAAAAAAACCAAGAACGGGGUAUCUGAAAAUGAACUUUCUGAGAAUUUAAAAAGGCUCAUUGAGAAACAUUAUGGAAAAAAACCCUGUAUUGAUAUGCGGUGUAAUUAUGAGCACAAAAAAUAUAAAUGCCUUAAAGCCCAAGAUGUAAUACUAUUUAAAUGGGAAGAGGAAACAGAAUACCGUAUAUUGCAUUAUCUGCAGGAUGACAAAGAUCUUAAUAAGAAUGAUUGGCUGAAAAAGAACGUGGAAUUUGAAUUGCAGUUUAACAUGGCUGUUUUAGGUGUUCAAUGUUCUGAAUGCAUAUCUAUUAACAGUCUAAAGAAUGUGAAGGCCAGUUCUUUCAAACAACAUGAAGAGUGUUUAGAAAGUAUUGUGUCAGAUAUUGUAUUGCCUGUUCUAGCUCUUUAUAAGAGAGUGAAGCUAAAUACAUUCUUUACAUAGUCCCUGGAGUAGACCUGGCUCUGGAACCAGGCGUUUGGAAAGUAGUGCAAUAUGGAAUUCAACCUAAAAGCAGCACUACAAAUAAUGACUAUGAGACUAGGCAUUAUGUUUUAAUCUGUUUUAAUUGUAUUUAUAUGUUUUAUUGGUUUUAUUGCUCAAUGUGUUUAUCUGUUUUUUGUAUUCAUAAUGCACCAUUGAAUUUUGCCAUAAUUUGGAAGUUGCUCUUAGUUCCUUUUGGGGUGAGAAGAGGAGGGUAAAAACAUAGUAAAUAAAUAAAUAAAUAAAUAAAUAAAAAGAAGAGUAAAUGACAACCCAAUCCACCCAAAUCCAUAUACAUAGCUCUUGAAGUAAAUCAAAUAAUUUGAAAUAGAAAAUCCCACAAAUGAUUUUCCCUUCACUGAUAAGAAAUCAUAUAUAUAAUAACGAGAAUUCAGUUGUACCACUGCUUCUUAAACUGCAGGACUCGAUCCCAAAUGGGGUCCCCUGAACUCAAUGUUGGGGUGCCAAUUUCCCCCCCGGAAUAUUACUUAAUAUUUGUUUUUGAAUUUACAUGAAUCGAGCAGUGUGUACAGUGGACUCUGCAGAAGAUACUGUACAGGCAGUUCCCAAGUUACAGACAUCCGGCUUAUAUUUGACUCCUAGUUACAAACAACAGGAAGUAAGCGGAAAUCUUCCCCUAGGAAGGGAAAUUCACUCCUGAAAGAGUGAUCAUUAGGGGAGGAGGUGUCUCAAUUUAAGCUGUCUCACCAACCCUUGUUUCCAAAGCAAGCCAAAUUUUCCAAAAUUGAAUUAUCACAGGGACAGGAACUGAGGAGAAAUUUUCUGAGCAGGGACACAGACAGCAAAACAAAUGUCCCCUAUGAUAUCCAACACACACGCACUAUCCAAAACACACAUGGCUGGAGUUACACCUAAAAAUGUACCUGGUAUGACUAUAUACAAAUUCAGCUUAAGAACAAACCUACAGAACCUGUCUUGUCUGUAACUUUAGGGACUGCCUGCACUUCAUAAAGAGGAAAAUCAAAUAUGAAUUUGUUAUCAGUUCAUGUUUGUUGUUUGCAUAUAUUUUAUAUACCUGUAUACCUGAGGUCACAUAAAAUUUUCUCAGGCCAAAAGUGAUUGCUAAUGGAAAAGUUUAAGAAUUCCUGAUUUAUGAUUUUCUUAUGACAUUUAAUAUUGGACUGCUAAUUUAGUCCCUUUACUGCAGUUAUAAUGUAUAUGUGCUUUCUUGCCAAAGACCAAGGAAGCACAAUCAAUUAAUUUAAAAAAACACAUUUAGACAAAAUUGACUGCACAAUUUUUACAUAUAAUCUCAAUAAUAACUUACAUUGUGUUUGCUUAGGUAAAAGGAUCUAUAGUUGCAGUUUUCCCCCAAUUUAAUUGUUCUUGCAUUUACUCCCUGCUGUACUUCUACAUUUUGAUUGUUUUUCCAAGUUAAUAUACUUUUACAGUUUUAAAAUCUUUUAAGCUAUUUUAAUAUGUUAAAUUGCUUACUAUUUUGCAAAUCAAUUUACAUUGUUUCAUUGCCUUAAAUUCUGACUUGUUUACAAUUACUGAAAUAAAUAUUCAUUAUCUUAAA